AUGCUGCAGAGCUUCCCCUAUACAGAGGAAAUCCUCAGCGCUUUGGACGAUCAGGUGUUUGAAAUCUGGACUGCUGCUUGGAGACGUAGUUGCGUGCAAAGUAGGUUGCUAUCGUUUCGUGCAAGGACGUCGCAUCCGUCGACGCGCCAGUGGUUGGACACUUGGGUCACCAAAUUGACCAGGACGGCCCCGUACAAUUUACCGGCACUCACGGACAGCCGCAAUGACUGGGUGCGUCUGCGUACCCAUGCUAACGGGGAAGACCCGAUUCUAAAACUGUGUGACAUGAGCAACAGAUGUCGCUUUGAUAAACACGUCAUUUGCGCUGGGUUAUACGGGAAGGAAAUCCGAGUAUUGAUUGGUCAAGAGGACAGUGCGGAGAACGAGGCUGUGCAUCGUCUGAGCAGGCACCUCGAGGCGCUGAAAACGGUUGCUCGAUAUCGGGACGCGUUCGCUAUCAAGAACAAUACAGUUGAGUGGGGCAAACUAGCACGCUUAUUCUUCGAUGUUUUUAUGCACGGGGAAAGCGAGCGUGCUCACGAUUACUAA
Molecule: messenger RNA, 549 nt
Organism: Peronospora matthiolae
Lineage: Eukaryota; Oomycota; Peronosporomycetes; Peronosporales; Peronosporaceae
Source: the annotation of a GenBank genome assembly